AUGUCUGGUAUCGAGGCGAUAGUUGGCUUAGUCGCCGGCGGUGCAGGGUUGCUCUCACUGGCCAUUCAGCUCGGCGAGAGCGCCAUGAAACUCAAGAAGGCUUGCGGCAUCGUCAAGGACGCCCCAAAAACAGUCUCAAAAUUGACCUUCAGCCUCGAGACCAUGGCCAUUGCGUUGCAACAACUCGAGGAGCAACGACAGCACAGCAUGCGAAGCGGGGUUAUCCUCGCGCGUUGCAUUAUGGAGUGUCAAUCGUGCACGGCCGAGAUACAGGCGCUCGUUGACAAGAUGGUCGACCGCUUGACACGACAUGGAAGAAUCGGUGGCAAGGUUUACGUCGCUUUUAAAGAUACCCAGAUGACCGAGCUCCUCCAUGAGGUGGAAAGGACCAAAAGUUCUCUAGAGCUCGCCUAUAUGAUGUAUCUCGCCGAGGAACAAAGACAGCGAGAUAUGGAACGAUCAGUUCAGCUCAACACCUUUCAGGACCUUCUCAGCCAGGGAAGACAGAAACUUCCCGAGGAGACAAUGGUACCAGCUAGUUCCGGAGGUCCAAACCUACUGAGCAAUUGGUCAUUGGUGUCAGUGGCACCGAAUGAACCACGAGUUGACCAGAACACAAGCGACCUUAUCCGCUGGGACUCUAGACACCCGUACUCACCUAAAUACAACCAGCUUGAUCCUAUAAUAAGACAUCGCAAGCGGAGAAACAGCAAGACACACUUGCAAGCUGGUUUGAAAUUUCCCACGUGGCUAUGUUCUCAAGUAUGGCACCUAGCUGUGACGCGAUCGCAAGAUCGUUGGAGCAUGCACCUGCGCACAGUCAAUGUUGUUCCUCUCAAUUCCCCUAUCUUCCGCUAUUGCCAUAGUGGUAAUUUGGAGGCAGUUAGACAGCUCAUAGAAGGUGGUAAAGCUACGCCCCUGGACGUUGGACAUGUCUCAAAUAGGCAACGUGACUUGACCUUACUAGAGGUAAUUUGGUCCAUAUACUAG
Messenger RNA from Truncatella angustata, 990 nucleotides. RefSeq lists its product as uncharacterized. The record is from RefSeq and is a predicted model, not a curated record. Bases 1 to 990 code for a protein of 329 amino acids. NCBI's taxonomy places the organism in Eukaryota, Fungi, Ascomycota, Sordariomycetes, Amphisphaeriales, Sporocadaceae. The transcript has a single exon.